AUGGAGGGGCUGGCGGCCGUGCUGCUCCUCUACGCGGUCCUCGUGCUCGCCCUCGAGUCGCCGUUCGUCUCCACCUCGCUCUCCGGCGGCGGCGCCGGGGCCGGUGCCGCACGGAAGCUCCACCUCUCCUUCGGCGCGGGCGAGCGCGGGGCGCCCGCGCGCCCCGUCAAGGAGCCCCGCCCCGUGGCGGGCGGAGCGUCCGUCUCCGUCCCCGGCGGCUCGUCGGCGCGCGCCGGACAGGAUCGCCGGCUCUCGCGCUUCGCCACGGACCUCAACGUCCGCCUCCUCGACUCCCCGCGCUCCGGCGCGCUCCGCCGGUCCGUCGCGGACGCCGUCGCGGCGGGCGCCCGCGCGUUCGCCGACCUCGAGGGCCUCGACCCCUCCGCCGCCGCCGUCGCGGCGCCCUCCUCCGGCGCCGCGGCGGCGGCCACGGCCACCAGGUGCCCGCACUCGAUCGCGCUCACCGCGGAGGAGCUCGGCGCGCGGGGGCGCCGCCGCGUGGUGGAGCUGCCCUGCGGGCUCGCGCUGGGGUCCCACGUCACGGUCGCCGCGUCGCCCCGGGCGCCGCACGAGGAGCGGAACCCCGCGAUCGCGGUGCUCAGGGACGGGGAGCGGCCCGCCAUGGUGUCGCAGUUCAUGGUGGAGCUGCAGGGGCUCAGGGCCGUCGACGGCGAGGACCCGCCCCGCGUGCUCCACUUCAACCCGCGCCUCCGCGGGGACUGGAGCGGCCGCCCCGUGAUCGAGCAGAACACCUGCUACCGAAUGAACUGGGGCGCCGCGCAGCGCUGCGAUGGGUGGAGGUCACGCCCGGAUGAGGAGACUGUGGAUGGGUUGGUGAAGUGCGAGAAGUGGAUUAGGGAUGAUGAUGACAGGUUGGAGGAAUCGAAGACAACAUCAAAGACAGCAGCAUGGUUGCUGAAUCGGCUGAUCGGGCAGAAGGAGGAGGUCAAUUUCGGUUGGCCAUUUCCUUUCGCGGAGGGCCGGCUGUUUGUUCUUACUCUCAGUGCUGGGUUGGAGGGUUACCAUGUGAGCGUUGAUGGGCGACAUGUCACUUCGUUUCCUUACCGCACUGGGUUUGUGCUGGAGGACGCUACAGGCCUGUCACUGAAUGGGGACCUCGAUGUGCAUUCAGUGAUUGCAGGGUCUUUGCCCACUACACACCCAAGCUUUGCGCCGCAGAAUUAUCUGGAGUUUUCUACUGUUUGGCAGGCCCCUCCGCUGCCUGAUGAGCCAGUUGAGAUUUUCAUUGGCAUCCUGUCAUCAGCCAAUCAUUUUGCUGAGCGUAUGGGUGUGAGGAAGACAUGGAUGUCUGCUGUCCACAAGUCACCAAACAGGGUGGCUCGUUUUUUCGUUGCACUGCAUGGCAGAAAGGAAGUGAAUGUGGAGCUGAAGAAGGAAGCUGAAUUUUUUGGUGACAUUGUUUUUGUGCCCUACCUGGACAACUAUGAUCUUGUUGUUAUGAAGACUCUUGCAAUAUGCGAGUAUGGGGUUCAUGUUGUCUCUGCUAAAUAUGUAAUGAAGUGCGAUGAUGAUACUUUCGUGAGAAUUGAUUCAGUAGUCACUGAAAUUAAGAAGGUACCAAGUGGGAGAAGUCUUUACAUGGGGAGUAUGAAUGUACAGCACAAGCCGCUACGCCAUGGGAAAUGGGCCGUGACUUAUGAGGAGUGGCCAGAAGAGGUGUAUCCGUCAUAUGCGAAUGGCCCUGGAUAUGUUAUAUCAUCUGAUAUUGCUGAAUUUAUCAUGUCAGAAUUCAUGAAGCAAAAGCUGACGCUCUUCAAAAUGGAAGACGUGAGCUUGGGUUUGUGGGUUGAGCAGUUCAAUAGGACAAGACCUGUUGAAUACAUUCACAGCGACAAAUUCUGUCCAUUUGGAUGCGUCCCUGACUACUAUACUGCUCAUUACCAAUCGCCAAGGCUGAUGUUAUGCAUGUGGCAAAAGUUACUGGAAGGAAGACCAGACUGUUGCAAUAUGAGAUAA
Messenger RNA from Miscanthus lutarioriparius, 1977 nucleotides. The record is from the annotation of a GenBank genome assembly. Lineage: Eukaryota; Viridiplantae; Streptophyta; Magnoliopsida; Poales; Poaceae.